UCCAGACGCGGCCGAGGCCGGGCCCGAGCGCGCGGGAGAACGUUCCGUGGGAUAGAAAGGGAGGUGAUAAUGCACCAUGGCAGCGGCUCCCAGGGUGCCCAGCAUCAGCUGCAGAGGCCCCGGUCCUUCCCUGGCAGCGAAGAGGAGCAGCCGGCUCAUCCGAACCUGCCCCCGUCCCCCGCCACACCCUUUGCCCCGUCGGCAAGCCCAUCCGCACCCCAGUCCCCCGGGUACCAGAUACAGCAGCUGAUGAGUAGGAGUCCUGUGGCUGGGCAGAACGUGAACAUCACCCUACAGAGCGUGGGCCCCGUCGUUGGCGGAAACCAGCAGAUCACGUUGGCCCCUCUGCCACUGCCCAGCCCCACCUCUCCAGGUUUCCAGUUUGGUGGCCAGCCGAGGCGCUUUGAUCAUGGGUCUCCAUCAUAUAUUCAGGUCACUUCUCCCUUGUCCCAGCAGGUGCAGACCCAGAGCCCCACACAACCCAGUCCGGGCCCGGGACAAACCCUACAGAGCGUGCGUGCGGGCGCCCCGGGCCCCGGGCUGGGCCUCUGCAGUGGCAGCCCUACAACAGGCUUUGUGGAUGCCAGCGUGCUCGUGAGGCAGAUCAGCCUGAGCCCGUCCAGUGCUGGGCACUUUGUGUUUCAAGAUGGCUCAGGACUUGCCCAGAUCGCCCAGGGAGCCCAGGUGCAGCUCCAGCACGCAGGGACCCCCAUCACAGUCCGGGAGAGGAGACUCUCCCAACCACACGCUCCGUCGGGAGGCACUGUCCACCAUCUGGGCCCCCAGAGCCCUGCGGCUGCUGGGGGCUCUGGCCUGCAGUCUCUGGCAGGUCCCAGCCACGUCACCGCAGCCGGCCUGCCACCCCAGAUCAGCAGCAUUCUCCAAGGGCAGCUCAUCCAGCAGCAGGUGCUGCAGGGGCCGCCGCUGAGCAGGCCUCUGGGGUUCGAGAGGACCCCUGGAGUGCUGCUUCCUGGGGUGGGGGGAGCACCAGCCUUUGGAAUGACAUCCCCACCGCCUCCCACCAGCCCUUCCAGAAGCUCCGUGCCCCCUGGCCUUUCCAGCCUCCCACUCCCGUCUGUGGGGAGCACAGGCUUGAAGAAGGCGACCAGGAAGUUGGAGGAGAUCCCCCCAGCCUCCCAGGAGCUGGCACAGAUGCGCAAGCAGUGUCUGGACUAUCACCACAAGGAGAUGGAGGCGCUGAGGGAGGCCUUCAAGGAGUACCUGAUCGAACUGUUCUUCUUACAACACCUCCAAGGGAACAUGAUGGAUUUCCUGGCCUUCAAGAGGAAGCAUUAUGCUCCAUUGCAAGCCUAUCUCAGACAGAAUGACCUGGACCUGGAAGAGGAGGAGGAGGAAGACGAGGAGGAGGAAGAGAAAUCGGAGGUCAUCAACGAUGAGCAGCCAGCCCUUGCAGGGAGCCUGGUGGCAGGAGCCGGCAGCACUGCGGACACAGAGCCGUUCCAGAGGCAGCAGGCGCUGCCCGCCUCAGGUGUGUCUCCGACACGGCAGUCUAAGAGACCUCGACUUGAAGUGGGUCAUCCAGGGGUAGUUUUCCAGCACCCAGGGGUGAGCACAGGAGUUCCUCUGCAGCAGUUAAUGCCGACAGUCCAAGGAGGAAUGCCCCCAGCCCCUCAGACCACACAGCUCGCUGGGCAGAAGCAGAGCCAGCAGCAGUAUGACCCUUCCACGGGGCCACCUGUGCAGAAUGCUGCCAGCUUACAUACCCCACCGCCACAACUGCCUGCGAGGCUGCCCCCCACCGGGGUCCCCCCUGCAGCCCUCCCUUCUGCACUGCAGUUUCCACAGACACCACAGGUGGUGGAGGCUUCGACACAACUCCAAGUCCCGCUCAAGACUCAGCAGCCGAACGUUCCUGUCCCUGCACCUCCACCCAGCCAGCUUCCUGUUCCUCCACAGCCAGUGCAGCCAGCCCUGCACAUCCCCGUGCCUGGGAAAGCCCAGAUGCAGGCAGCCCAGCUUCCCCCGCAGCCUCAGAUUGUGGCAACAGCACGGCCACCCCUUGACUCCAUCCAGCCCUGCCAGCGGCCUCUACCCACAUCCUCAUCUACCUCAUCCCUUGUACCUGGGAGUGGCCUAGGCUCAGGACCCCCGCCUGCGCGGUCAUCACCGGUGAACAGACCUUCCUCAUCAGCCAACAAGGCAUUGUCGCCUGUUGCUUCCCGGUCUCCAGGGGUGGCCGUGUUAGCAGCCCCCAAACCACAGAGCCCGGCUCUGAAUGCUGCCUCGUCCCAGGACAGCUCUCAGGAAAAGCUCGCCGAGCAGCUGACACUGGAAAACCAGAUCCACCAGCGGAUUGCGGACCUAAGGAAGGAAGGCCUCUGGUCUCUGCGGCGCCUGCCCAAGCUGCAGGAGGCCCCCAGGCCCAGGUCCCACUGGGACUGCCUGCUGGAGGAGAUGCAGUGGAUGGCUACGGACUUCGCACAGGAGAGGCGGUGGAAGGUGGCUGCUGCGAAGAAGCUCGUCAGAACCGUGGCACGCCACCAUGAAGAGAGGCGGGUCCGUGAGGAGAGGGGCAGGAAGGAGGAGCAGAGCAGGCUGAGGCGCAUCGCUGCAUCAACGGCCCGGGAGAUAGAAUAUUUUUGGUCAAACAUUGAACAGGUUGUUGAGAUUAAACUACAGGUAGAACUAGAAGAGAAAAGGAAAAAGGCUUUAAAUUUACACAAAGCUUCCAGAAAAGGAAAAGAGCUGAGACCCAGCCGAGUGGAAGUCUGGCCGGAACAUUUCUUGGAUUCAGGAAUAUGUGGGAGAAAAAGAAAAGCAAGCACUUCUCUGACUGAUGACGAAGUGGAAGAUGAAGAGGAGACCAUCGAGGAGGAGGAAGCACACGAAGGGACCGUCGAUCACCAGACAGAGCUUUCUAAUUUAGCCAAAGAAGCGGAGCUGCCCUUGACGGACUUGAUGAAGCUGUAUGAAGGCGCCUUCCUGCCAGGUUUCCAGUGGCCCCAGCCCAGCCCUGACAGUGACGAGACGAGUGAGGACGAAGAUGCCGAGGAGCCUCCCUGUGAGCCAGAGAGUCGGAGGGACUUGGUCCUCAUAGAUUCUCUUUUCAUCAUGGAUCAGUUUAAAGCUGCAGAGAGAGUGAAUGUCGCAAAACCAAACACAAAAGACAUUGCGGAAGUGACAGCUGUUGCGGAGGCUGUUCUGCCCAAGGGCAGUGCCCGGGUGUCAACUGCGGUGAAGUUCAGUGCUCCGUCUCUGCUGUAUGGGGCUCUCAGAGACUAUCAGCAGAUCGGCCUGGACUGGCUGGCCAAGCUCUACCGCAAGAACCUUAAUGGCAUAUUGGCAGAUGAAGCCGGGCUGGGGAAGACAGUCCAGAUCAUCGCUUUCUUUGCUCACCUGGCUUGCAAUGAAGGUAACUGGGGCCCUCAUCUGGUUGUGGUGAGAAGCCGUAACAUCCUCAAGUGGGAGCUUGAACUGAAGCGCUGGUGUCCUGGGCUCAAGACUCUAUCUUGGGUCGGCAGCCACAGAGAGCUCCGAGCAAAGAGACAGGAGUGGGCCGAGCCCAACAGCUUCCACAUCUGCAUCACGUCCUACAAGCAGUUCUUCAAGGGGUACGCGUCCUUCUCCCGCGUGUGCUGGAAGUGCCUGGUCAUCGACGAGAUGCAGCGUGUGAAGGGCAUGACCGAGAGGCACUGGGAAGCCGUCUUCACCCUGCAGAGUCAGCAGCGCCUGCUUCUGAUCGACGCCCCACUGCACAACACGUUCCUGGAGCUCUGGACCAUGGUGCACUUCCUGAUCCCUGGGAUCUCCAGGCCUUACCUGAGCUUCCCUCUGAGAGCUCCUAGUGACGAGAACCAGGACUACUACCACAAAGUGGUCAUAAGGCUGCACAGGGUAACACAGCCAUUUAUUUUGAGGAGAACUAAGAGAGAUGUGGAGAAGCAGUUGACAAAGAAGUAUGAGCACGUUUUGAAGUGCCGCCUCUCCAACCGCCAGAAGGCCUUGUACGAAGAUGUCAUUCUGCAGCCAGGAACUCAGGAGGCUCUAAAGAGCGGACACUUUGUUAGCGUCCUAAGCGUGCUGAUAAGGCUACAGCGCAUCUGCAACCACCCCGGGCUGGUGGAGCCCCGGCUGCCGCAUGCUUCCUACGUGGCGGGGCCUCUGCACUACCGCCUGGCCUCUCUGGUCCUGAAGGCGCUGGAUAGGGACAUUUGGAAGGAAACCGAUCUUUCUAUAUUUGACCUAAUUGGGUUGGAGAGUCAGAUCACUCGCCAUGAAGCAGAGCUGUUGUCUAAGAAGAAGGUGACUCGGAAGCUCAUGGAGGAGGUUUUUACCUCUCCACCUCCCACCCCUCGGCCCGCCGCGGUGAAGCUCAAGGCGAGCAGGUUGUUUCAGCCGGUACAGUACGGCCAGAAGCCCGAGGGUCGCACUGUGGCACUCCCCAGCACACACCCGCCCCGGACUGCCACCAGCCACCCAGCCACGGCAGCUCCACAGGGCCCACAGAGAGGACGACCAGCGAUCGCCACUUUCUCUGCAAAUCCGGAUGCAAAAGCAGCAGCCGCCCCGUUUCAGAGCUCUCAGGCCUCCUGCAGUGCUGCUCGACACCAACCCGCCUCGACCUUCAGCACGUCCGCUAGCCCAGCCCAUCCUGCGAAACUGCGGGCUCAGAGCACGGCGCAGGCCUCUGCCCCCGGCCCGCCCCAGCCCCAGCCCCAGGCCCCCGCGCUCGCGGCCGGGCAGAGCCCGCUGCCUCAGAGGCUGGUGCUCACAUCCCAGGCCCAGGCCCGUCUGCCCAGUGGAGAGGUAGUAAAAAUAGCACAGCUGGCGUCCAUCGCAGGACCACAGAGCCGGGUCACUCAGCCCGAGACACCUGUGACACUGCAGUUCCAGGGCAACAAGUUCACCUUGUCGCACAGCCAGCUCCGGCAGCUCACGGCCGGCCAGCCCCUGCAGCUUCAAGGCAGCGUCCUCCAGAUCGUGUCAGCCCCGGGGCAGCCCUACCUGCGAGCCCCUGGCCCUGUGGUGAUGCAGACCGUGUCUCAGACGGGGGCUGUGCACAGCACCCUGGGAAGCAAGUCCCCCGCCAGCGGCCCCAGUCCUGCGCCCUUGACCCCACCAGCUGGUGUUCCAGGUCGAGUGGCUGUGGGAGAAGCUGGGAUUGCCUCUAAGCCAGCCUCCCCUGGUGGAGGGCCUACCCAGGAGGAAAAGGCCAGACUUCUCAGGGAGCGGCUGGACCAGAUCCACCUUGCCAAUGAGCGGCGCUGCUGCCAGGCCCCCGUGUACGGCAGGGACUUGCUGAGGGUCUGCUCGCUGCCGGACAGAGCACACCUGCCUGGCAAGGGGGCUGGACUGGCCAACAGUCACGUGUCCCCCUCACAGAGUCAGAGUGACCUGCUGGGGACCCUGCAGGAUGUGCUGGGCAGGGUGGCCUGUGUGAUCCCCCCUGUGGUGGCUGCACCUCCAUCCCUUUGCGUGGCGAGGCCUCCCUCUCUGUACAGCCAUAGGCUGCGGGUCCUGAGACAGCGCCUGGAGGAGCACGCGGCCCCCUUCCUCCAGCAGCUGCGGUGCUGGACAGCUCUGCGUUCCCUGCAGUUUCCUGAGCUGAGGCUGGUCCAGUUUGACUCAGGGAAGUUGGAAGCCUUAGCGCCCUUGCUGCAGAAGUUGAGAUCCGAAGGACGCCGGGUGCUGAUCUUGUCGCAGAUGAUUCUGAUGCUGGACAUCCUAGAGAUGUUCUUAAACUUCCAUCACCUCACCUACAUACGGAUUGAUGAAAACGCCAGCAGUGAACAGCGGCAAGAGCUGAUGCGGAGUUUCAACAGGGACAGGCGGGUCUUCUGCGCCCUUCUCUCCACUCACAGCCGUGCCACAGGGGUCAGCCUCGUGGAGGCCGACACUGUCGUGUUCUACGACAAUGACCUAAACCCGGUGAUGGACGCCAAGGCCCAGGAGUGGUGUGACCGGAUUGGGAGAUGCAAAGACAUUCACAUCUACAGGCUUGUGAGCGGCAAUUCCAUCGAAGAGAAACUUUUGAAGAAUGGAACUAAAGAUUUGAUCCGAGAGGUGGCUGCCCAGGGGAAUGACUACUCCAUGGCCUUCCUCACACAGCGCACCAUCCAGGAGCUGUUUGAGGUCUACUCCCCCAUGGAUGACACUGGCUUCCCUGUCAAGGCUGAGGAGUUUGUCGUGCUCUCUCAAGAACCUUCUGUCACAGACAACAUUGCUCCCAAGAUUGCAAGACCUUUCAUAGAGGCCCUCAAGAGCAUUGAGAGUUUGGAAGAAGAUGCACAGAAAGCUACUGAGGUAGCCGUGCCUGGGUCGGAUGUGGACGCCCUUCCGUCAGACACAAGCGACAUGCAGCUGGGUGACGGGCCGUCGCCGCUGGAGGAGCUGACCGACUUCAUGGAGCAGCUCACACCUAUUGAAAAAUAUGCCUUGAACUACCUGGAAUUUUUCCAUACUUCCUUUCAGCAAGAAAAACAGAGUGGGGAUGCGGUCAUGGCCUCGGUGAGGGAGUGGGAGUCCCGGCACGCGAAGGCACAGCAGGACCGAGAAGCCCAGCUGCAGCUGCAGCAGGAGGAGCCUGAGCUCCUCACCUACACCCGAGAGGACGCCUACAGCAUGGAGUACGUCUACGAGGACGCUGACGGGCAGACAGAGGUGAUGCCGCUCUGGACCCCGCCCACUCCCCCUCAAGACGACAACGAUAUCUACAUCGACUCGGUUAUGUGUCUCAUGUAUGAAACCACGCCCAUCCCAGAGGCUAAGCUGCCUCCGGUAUAUGUGAGAAAGGAGCGAAAGCGACACAAGACUGACCCCUCAGCUGCUGGCAGGAAGAAGAAGCAGCGGCAUGGAGAGGCAGUGGUCCCGCCAAGGUCCCUGUUUGACCGAGCCACGCCGGGCAUGCUCAAGAUCAGACGUGAGGGGAAGGAGCAGAAGAAGAACUUGCUGCUGAAGCAGCAGGCACAGUUCGCCAAACCCAUGAUCAGUUACCCCAAACCCACGGCCGAGGCCGGGCAGGACAGUCCCGAAUGGCUUAUCGGGGAGGACUGGGCCCUGCUGCAGGCCGUCAAGCAGCUACUGGAGCUGCCGCUGAACCUCACGGUUGUAUCACCUGCUCACACCCCGAACUGGGAUCUUGUCAGUGAUGUCGUCAACUCCUGCAGCCGAAUUUACCGCUCUUCCAAACAGUGCCGGAAUCGCUACGAGAAUGUCAUCAUCCCCCGAGAAGAGGGCAAGAGCAAAAACAACCGCCCUGUGCGCACCAGCCAGCUCUACGCACAGGACGAGAAUGCCGCCCAUACCCAGCUGUAUACGAAUCACUUUGAGCUGAUGAAGACGACUGCUGGCAAGAGAAGCCCCCCCAUCAAGCCACUGCUGGGCAUGAACCCCUUCCAGAAAAAUCCCAAGCAUGCCUCUGUGCUAGCAGAAAGUGGAAUCAACUACGACAAGCCACUGCCUCCCAUUCAGGUUGCGUCUCUUCGUGCAGAGCGGAUUGCCAAAGAGAAAAAGGCCCUGGCUGACCAACAGAAGGCGCAGCAGCCAGCAGCGGCUCAGCCGCCUCCCCAGCAGCAGCAGCAGCAGCAGCAGCAGCCCCCACCACCGCCACAGCAGCCACCACCACCACUGCCGCAGGCACAGGCUGCAGGGGGCCAGCCAGCUGCGGGGCCACCAGCCGUGCCCCCUCAGACCCAGGCCCAGGCCCCUCCACAGCCACAGCCUGUGCAGGCUCCACCAAAGGGGCAGCCUGCCAUCACCACCGUGGGCAAUGCUGCAGUGCUGACAGGAACCAUUAAGACAUCGGUGACUGGGACGAGCAUGCCAGCUGGCACCGUGAGUGGGAACGUGAUUGUGAACAGCAUCGCUGGGGUCCAGGCAGCCGCCUUCCAGUCGAUCAACAAGCGCCUCGCCUCCCCUGUGGCCCCGGCCACCCUGCCCGUAGCCGGAGGCUCUACCCCUGCCCAGGUGGUUCACACCCAGCAAAGAGCAGUUGGCUCCCCAGCCACAGCCACCAACGACCUGGUAUCCAUGGCAACGACUCAGGGUGUCCGUGCUGUCACUUCGGUGACCACCUCAGCUGUGGUCACCACCAACCUCACUCCAGCACAGACCCCAGCUCGGUCUCUGGUGACGCAGGUGUCCCAAGCCACAGGAGUCCAGCUGCCAGGAAAGGCCAUCACGCCUGCACAUUUCCAGCUCCUGAGGCAGCAACAGCAGCAGCAGCAGCAGCAGACCUCCCAGGUGCAAGUCCCACAGAUGCAGGGCCAGGCCCAGUCCCCGGCACAGAUCAAAACCGUGGGCAAGUUGGCACCGGAACACAUCAUCAAAAUGCAGAAGCACAAACUGCAGCUGCCUCCACAGCCCCCAACGCCACAAGCCCAGCCAGGACCCCCACAGCCCACGGCCCAAGUUCAGGUGCAGCCUCCACAACCCCCACAGCAGCAGAGCCCACAGCUCGCCACGGUCACAGCCCCGCGUCCUGGAGCACUCCUCACCGGCACCACCGUGGCCAACCUCCAGGUGGCCCGGCUUACCCGAGUUCCCACUUCUCAGCUGCAGGCGCAAGGGCAGAUGCAGAGCCAGACGCCCCAACCAGCCCAGGUGGCCCUGGCGAAGCCGCCGGUGGUGUCUGUUCCAGCAGCUGUGGUCUCCUCGCCAGGAGUCACCACCCUGCCCAUGAACGUGGCAGGGAUCAGCGUGGCCAUCGGGCAGCCGCAGAAAGCAGCAGGACAGACUGUCGUGGCGCAGCCCGUGCACGUGCAGCAGCUACUUAAGCUCAAGCAGCAGGCCGUCCAGCAGCAGAAGGCCCUGCAGCCCCAGGUCGCUCAGGGCCCAGCCACUGUCCAGCAGAAGAUUACGGCCCAGCAGAUCGCUGCCCAGGGCCCCCAGCAGAAGGUUACCUAUGCCACCCAGCCAGCCCUGAAGACCCAAUUUCUGACAACACCCAUCUCCCAGGCACAGAAACUGGCCGGAACUCAGCAGGUGCAGACCCAGAUCCAGGUUGCAAAGCUGCCUCCAGUUGUCCAGCAGCAGACGCCUGUGGCUGGCAUCCAGCAGGUCGCCUCAGCUUCCCAGCAGGCUUCCCCACAGACUGUGACACUGACGCAGGCCACGGCGGCCGGGCCACAGGUGCAGAUGAUCCCUGCGGUGACCGCGACAGCCCAGGUAGUCCAGCAGAAGCUCAUCCAGCAGCAGGUGGUGACCUCAGCGUCAGCCCCGCUCCAGGCUCCAGGCGGCCCUAGCCCCGCCCAGGUGCCCACAGGCGCCGACAGCCCCAGUCAGCAGCCCAAGCUGCACAUGAGGGUCCCCGCAGUCCGCCUGAAGACGCCCACCAAGCCUCCCUGCCAGUAGCCAGAGGGCACCCCAUCCCAGGAACUUGGUGGAGGGCCACCACGACUGUCCCCGGGGCAAGGAGCUGCCUGCAGUGGGCCUUCCGACCGAAGGCAAGCAGACGUGGUUUAUUCGGGCUUUUCAGUGCCACUGCGCCCAGGACGCACUCCUGCUGGGUCUGAGGAAAAUGCCUCUUGCAGCCCGGGUGCAAUUCGUUUUCGUUUAAAGGAAACUUGAGGUAGCAAUUCUGAGCGCAUCCUGAUAGCCCCAGGCUUUGGAUCCAGGCCAUGGGGAGUUGGUGUGCCCAGCGUCUGCCACCUGCACACAGUCCAGGGGCUUGUGGCCUGCCGUCACGCUUCCGCAGAGUGAACGUGGCCUCGGUGGUCUCGCUGGGCCAUGCUUCGAUCUUCAUUCAGGGCCGUCAUCCCAUCUGUUCCCUGUCACGCCCCUUGGCAGCCUUGAGAGGGUGCUGUCUUCCAGGAUCCCUCCCUGCACAGCCUGUGUAGACAGCCCCCAAGGAGAAAUCCGGAAGGUUCGGUGGCUGGGAACACACCACACCACGGCAGUGUGGUGACAGCAAGAUGGCAGCACCCAGGCUGGCUCACCUUGGGGCUUCUCAGCCUGCCCACACAGCAGCUGCACCCUGCAGUGUGGACAGUGUCCCUGUCUUGUCACUGAGGGGCGCUCAAUGUCCUUGUCAAUGUCCCCCUCCCCCAUGUACUGUUCCCCUGGCCUGUUUUAAAGGUUCAGCUUCCCAGUUAUUUAAGAAUUGUGUUUAGAUGAUGUUGUCCUCGCGAGUUUUGAGAACACGGGAUGUAGUCAGGUUCCUUGGCCUCGAUGGCCGCAGGAGGCAGGGGCAUCCGCGGUAGUGUUUGUUCUUUUUGUUCACUGUUGUAACUAGAUAGCUCUAAAGGAACAGGACUGAAGCUGUACAUACUUUGUAAACAUGAGCGUUUGUACUGAGUAGGAUUUUAAAAAGGGCCCCCGUAUCUUGCCAACCAAAAGGCAAAAUAAAAUGACCUUUUUAUACAAGA
Molecule: messenger RNA, 10325 nt
Organism: Ochotona curzoniae (black-lipped pika)
Lineage: Eukaryota; Metazoa; Chordata; Mammalia; Lagomorpha; Ochotonidae
Gene: EP400
Product: E1A binding protein p400
Exons: 53
Coding region: 70-9312 (3080 amino acids)
Molecular function (GO): ATP-dependent chromatin remodeler activity; ATP binding
Source: RefSeq, a predicted model, not a curated record